Cajanus cajan (pigeon pea) is the source of this 619-nucleotide messenger RNA. RefSeq lists its product as uncharacterized. The record is from RefSeq and is a predicted model, not a curated record. Lineage: Eukaryota; Viridiplantae; Streptophyta; Magnoliopsida; Fabales; Fabaceae.
GUUCAACGUUGGACAUGGUUUGCUUCUGUUUUCUUGUGGAUCAGAGGAGGAAGGUGCGGCGGAGCAAGCCGGCGGCGGGGACAUGCUCGCGGUGCGGCGGCGGCGCCAGCGUGGCCGAUAUGAUGACACAAACCAGAUUUUGCUAUGUGCCCUUUUACUCCAAAUCAUGGAAAGCUAUUAUAUGCACUUUUUGUGGAGCCACUCUCAAGUCUUACACAUGACCAUCUUCUUCAUUCAUCCAUCCAUUUCUUCUAACUUUCACAUCUUUUAUCAUCGUCUCACAAUACCUUCUUCUUCUUCUUCUUCUCACUCCUUGAUAUAUAUAUGUUCAUAAUGUAUAUUAAUGUAUUUCUCUCUUCAUUUUUAAGGUACUUAAUAUUAUUGAAUAUAUAGUUUUAUUCUAUUAAUUUCUCGUGUCUUGGGUGAAAACUAGCAAGUUGGAUACUUGUUUAUUGUAUGAAGCGAUAGGAUAAAUUUUUACGUGUUUCAUAUGAAUAUAGUACAGUCUAUUUUUAGUUUUGAUUUUUUUUUUAACUUUUUUAAUCUCUGGAGUAUUUAUUAUCGCCCAUUUUGGUUCUGGUGGCAGAUCCAACGAAAUUCACUUUUCAUGUCACAUAGA